Molecule: messenger RNA, 2124 nt
Organism: Apiotrichum porosum
Lineage: Eukaryota; Fungi; Basidiomycota; Tremellomycetes; Trichosporonales; Trichosporonaceae
Exons: 2
Coding region: 1-2124 (707 amino acids)
Molecular function (GO): oxidoreductase activity
Source: RefSeq, a predicted model, not a curated record
AUGGACGCGCCCCGCGUCGCCGUCGUCGGCUCAGGCCUCGCCGGUCUCGCCGCCGCGUACCUCCUUCGAAGGGAAGGUGCAGACGUGUGGCUGAUUGAAAAGAACAGCUCGAUACAGCAUGUGCCAUCCAGCUCUGUUUCAAAGCUCCUUCACGCAGCUGCAGCAGGACAUGUGUUGACGCCAUCACAGUCACAGCGUCUCGGAUUCCAUGCGUGGAGCAUCGAGCUGGACAGGCCCGUGAGCGUCGAGGUGCACAAGGGCAAGGCCAACUUUCGUCGCAGUCCGAGCGCCAACUCUGGUCUCGUCGCCGACGUCGGCUGCGACGGCAGUCUCGGUCUCUCUGGCCUGGGCGCUACACCGACGGGGCUGUCUCUGUCGCCCACAACAGCACUGAAGGCGGCCCCAUUGCCAUCCCUCGUCGCUGCCAAGUCGGGCGCGACGAGCACAGGGCACAAGACGGCCGUCGACGUGCCCAUGCGCUCGUUCCAAGGGGGCUACUACCCGCUCUUGAUCGCGCUGUACACCCACCUCGGGCUUCCCUUGGCUCCUCAGCGUUUCACAUUCAGCUUUUCGGCGCUGCGCACGCGCGGACACGCCCACGGACACGGCCACGCCGGCCGCGCGGCCCUGCGUCCAGCCGACACUUACUUUAUCCACGCCGGCUCGUCUGGUGUCUCGCGCCCAUCACUGCCCGGCCGCGCGUGGGCAUCGCCACUGGCCCUGGUGCGCGCCGUGGUCGACUUUGUCGUGGUUGCCAUAUGCUACCUCGCGCUCCUUGUCACUGCCUUUUUGUCGUGGCACGGCCGCCUGCCCAAGGCAUGGGGCAGUGACGCGACGUUCGCACAGGUGGUGGACGGGGUCGCGCACGUCCUCGACCGCCCCCACCGGUGGGUCCACACGCGUCUGGGACCCAGGUUCAAGGCGUUUGCAGCCGACAUUGUCCUCCCGCUCUUCUCGGCCGUGGGCACCAUGACCGCCGACGACGUGUGGGCUACCCCGGCGCACUAUGUGCUCGACUACAUCCACGCUGGUGCGGGCACGUCGCACUAUGCUGUUGGUGGCGGCCGGAGCGCGCGCGAUGUCGCCCAGUCGCUCGCUGCGCCUAUCCGCGCGCAAGGGGACGACCAUGUCCGUCUCGGCACGGCCAUUCGCUCGAUCCGCUACCGUGCCGCCACUGCCACUGUUGCCGCGGGCCUCACUCUCAGCCUGGACGGCGGCGACGAGCUCGACGUCGACCGUGUCGUGAUUGCCACCCAGGCGAGCGCUGCGCGGGCUCUCCUUGCCGGUCUUGAGGCGAGUCUCGUUGUUGGCGGCGCACGCACCGAGGCUCGCCGCGUGGCACGGAUGCGUACCGCCCUUGCCGAGGUGCGCUACCGCGACACGAUCGUAGCCACGCAUCGCGACGCCAGCGUCCUGCCUCACGCCUUGGAUGUGCGAGACAUCAACCUCGUCCAGCCGCAGGCGCACACACAGGUUGCGGGCGGCGCGACCGAGUCGACCGACAUCAACAUCUCCAUCGACACGCCGCCACUCACGCCCACGCGCUCCCGCUCGGCCUCGAGCUCGCCGUGCCCGUCCCCGCCCAACCCGCCCGCGCAGCUCGCAUCGGGUCCUGCCGGCAUGGACGUGGACGUGGAUGUGCUCGGCAGCGGCACGCCAUACUUUUCGCCCACGGACGCAGUGUACACCAUGGCCACUCACGUCAUCGCCACGCCCACGGGUCCCGUGUACCAGACGACCAACCCCGUCGUCCCCAUCGACUCGAGCAGCGUCCUCGGCGUCGCGAGAUUGGAGCGCGCGCUUCCCCUGCGCGACGCUGCCAAGACGCUGGCGGGCCUCAGGCCGCCCAGUUCCCCCACCGCGUCGAUGUCGGUGCUGCCGUCGUCGACAUCCACAGACCACCCGCCCCAGCCCGCGCCCCUCAUCCACCUCGCAGGCUCGUACGCGUACCCUGGCAUCCCCCUGCUCGAGGGGUGCGUGGGCAGCGCGCGCCGCGCCGCCGAGGACAUCUGUGGCCUCCCCGCCGCGGCGGCCGUGGGCGGCGUGGACUGGGACGCCGGCCGCGGGUCGGUGUGGGGCCGCGCGUGGCGGUGGCGACAGGCCAGGCGGGGUGGGUACUUCUGA